This is a messenger RNA of Anthostomella pinea, 384 nucleotides long. The record is from the annotation of a GenBank genome assembly. Lineage: Eukaryota; Fungi; Ascomycota; Sordariomycetes; Xylariales; Xylariaceae.
GGUGGCCGAAGAUGGUACAAGGACGUUGGUCUGGGUUUCCGAACCCCCAAGACCGCCAUCGAGGGUAGCUACAUCGACAAGAAGUGCCCCUUCACCGGUCUCGUCUCCAUCCGUGGCCGUAUCCUGACCGGCACCGUUGUCUCGACCAAGAUGCACCGAACGAUCAUCAUCCGCCGCGAGUACCUCCACUUCAUCCCCAAGUACGCCCGAUACGAGAAGCGACACAAGAACGUUGCCGCGCACGUCUCGCCCGCAUUCCGUGUUGAGGAGGGUGACCAGGUCACCGUUGGCCAGUGCAGACCUCUGAGCAAGACUGUCCGAUUCAACGUCCUCCGUGUACUUCCCCGAACUGGCAAGGCGGUCAAGAAGUUCUCCAAGUUCUAG